GCCUCGCCCGCACGGAAGCCGCAAUCGCUUCGGGUCGGGGCGCCAAGAUGGCGUCCUCCGCCUCCGCUCGCGCUCCCGCGGGGAAGCGAGUUGUGAAUCAGGACGAACUGCGGCGGUUGAUGAAGGAGAAGCAGCGUCUCAGCACCAACCGGAAACGGAUAGAAUCUCCAUUUGCGAAGUACAACCGUUUGGGGCAGCUGAGUUGCGCCCUGUGUAAUACGCCGGUGAAGAGCGAGCUCCUGUGGCAGACCCACGUUCUGGGAAAGCAGCACCGGGAGAAAGUGGCCGAGCUGAAAGGCGCGAGGGAAGCCACCCAGGGACCGUCCUCCAGCGCAGCGCCUCAGUCAGCCAAGAGGAAGGUGCCGGACGCCGAUGGCCAAGAUGCCAAAAGACUCAAGGCCUCCCCGCUGCCUCAGGUGCAACCCUCCACAUCCGCUUUGCCCACCAACUUUGACAAAGCAGGGAAGGAAUCCACCAGAGCGACCCUCAGUAAGGCUUCGGGACUCGGUUUACUCCCUGAUUAUGAGGAUGAGGAGGAGGAGGAGGAGGAGGAAGAGGAAGAGGGAGGAGGAGGGAAAGGAGGGGACUCGAGCAAGCCGCCGCCCGACGCACAGGGCAAGGACCACUCGCUUUCCUCCCCGAGGGAGGCAACAAGUAGUAUGCUGCCAAGCGGUUUCUCGGAUACAAAUCCCCCCAAGGCCCCCUUAAUUCCCCAUUCAGGGUCAAUUGAAAAAGCAGAAAUACACGAAAAAGUAGUGGAAAGGAGAGAAAACACAGCGGAAGCAUUACCAGAAGGCUUUUUUGACGACCCUGAGAUAGAUGCAAGGGUACGAAAGGUUGACGCCCCAAAGGAUCAAAUGGACAAAGAGUGGGACGAAUUUCAGAAGGCCAUGAGACAAGUCAAUACCAUUUCCGAAGCCAUAGUUGCUGAAGAGGAUGAGGAGGGACGGUUGGACCGGCAAAUUGGGGAGAUCGAUGAGCAGAUAGAAUGUUACCGUCGGGUGGAAAAGCUUCGGAAUCGCCAGGAUGAAAUAAAAAAUAAGCUUAAGGAGGUUCUGACUAUAAAGGAACUGCAGAAAAAGGAAGAGGAGAAUAUUGACAGCGAUGAUGAGGGAGAACUACAAGAUCUGCUGUCACAGGACUGGAGGGUAAAAGGGGCUUUGUUAUAGGGUUUCAAGACCCAAGAUUUUUACACCCUCUACAAUGGUACGAAAAGUGCUGUUUCUGGGUAUGAUUACUGGUUCCUUCGUGCGUGGAGAUUUGGUGACCUAACUGGGUUGUUGACAUACAAUGAGCCUGUGAAGAUAGCACUUUUGAAAAUUGGUGUAAAAUAUUUUUGAGGUGAGGUUGUUUUUGCAAUUUUUGAGCUAUUGUAUACUAAAAUGUCAACUUUUUUCACACGUUAAGUGAAUAAUUUUGCGUUGUCAAAUCUGUAAGCUGUAAAUAUUGUACCUCGUUAAAUAUAUAUUUACUUAAGUAAUUCUGUUUUGAAAUUUAUAAAUAAAUAGAAGCCAGGCUAACAGACAAGCUUUUAGAUAAAAACCAAGUGUGGCAUUUGGGAUAUAUGUGUUUUUUCUUUUCUGAUCCCCUAAAUCAACUCAACUUCCUGCAGCAGGAGGGUUUUGUAGAAAGGUGGGGAAGAGGGUUUGUUUUUUGCUUUUAAGAAUACUAUUUAUAAACACUAUAAGUCAUUCAGG
This is a messenger RNA of Canis lupus familiaris (dog), 1697 nucleotides long. It is a transcript of the gene ZNF830, whose product is annotated as zinc finger protein 830. Gene Ontology annotation, biological process: mitotic DNA replication checkpoint signaling; nuclear DNA replication; mitotic DNA damage checkpoint signaling. Gene Ontology annotation, cellular component: nucleus; spliceosomal complex. The coding region runs from base 48 to 1169 and encodes 373 amino acids. The record is from RefSeq and is a predicted model, not a curated record. Gene Ontology annotation, molecular function: zinc ion binding; nucleic acid binding. The transcript has a single exon. Lineage: Eukaryota; Metazoa; Chordata; Mammalia; Carnivora; Canidae.